AUGGCUAUCAUUCGGCAGACAUGGACGCUGGUGCGCAAGAACCUGCGCAGCCUGGUUUUCCGCCACUACGCCAUCAUCUUCCUCAUGGCCUUUUUCGUGCCCCUCAUCCUCGCCGUCUUCUUCAGCUUUGCCCGCAAUCUCUUUGUGCCGCCCGCCACGUUUGGCAUCGGCUCCAUCCGGCCCCUCAUGCCCAUUGGCGAGGCGCUGCGGCACGGCCGCGACGCCGGCCGCACCAAGCUCCUCCUCGUCAACAACGGUCAUGCUGGCGGCGACACUGACAAGGUCCUCGACGACGUCGCCGCCACCGUGGAAGCCGCCAAUGCAGGCGUCAGCGUCGUGCGGGUGAGUACUGAGGUGGAUCUCCUGACCGAGUGUCGUAGCACGCUCCGCGGCGUGACUUCGUGCUUCAACGCCAUCGUCAUCCGCUCAUCGCCUAACGAAGGAAGUGGCGGCAUUUGGAACUACACUAUCCGUACAGACGCUGCCUUCUACCAAGUCCCCUUCAGAAUCCAGGUCGACAAGGGCGACAAUGUUGAGCAGAUAUACCUGAUCCCUACUCAGCACAUGGUCGACAAGGCCAUUGCCAAGAUUUCAAGUCAGCAGGACCCCCUGGCCGACGUGCAAGAAAAGACCUUUACAAGUCUCACCAGCGAUGAACGUCUCGCUCGGACACGCCGACUCUAUCACAAGUCCAUCAUCAACUUCCUGGGCGUCGCCUUCAUCGCCACCAUAAUCUGGAUCUCCUAUCACUUGACCGGCUUUGUAGCCACCGAGAGAGAAACAGGCAUGUCUCAGCUCAUCGACGCCAUGAUGCCUGUCCGGAAACCCUGCUUCGCCAUGUUUGCUAGACUCCUUGCCCAUCACUUGUCCUUUUCUCUCCUCUACGCUCCCGCCUGGAUCCUUGGCUCCCUCAUUAUUAGUUUUGGCGUCUACAGCCACACCAAUGUGGCCAUUGUUCUUAUUCUUCAUCUCCUUGCUGGCCUCGCUUUUGCCUCCAUGUCAAUCAUGAUUGCCUGCUGCUUCAAAAAGGCCCAGCUGAGUGGCAUCACCGCGACAUUGUCCAUGUUGCUUCUUGGCAUUCUCGCCCAGGCUCUGAACAAACCUGACACUGUAGUAGUCGCCUGCCUCUCUGUUCUAUUCGCCCCAUGCACCUAUGUCUAUGCCAUUAUCAACAUGUCUUGGUUCGAGAGAUUCGGGAACGCGGCCAGCCUGACGUCCAGCGCCCCGGAAGCUUCCUUCAAGUUGCCAGUCAUCUUCUUCUGGAUCAUGCUCAUCCUUCAAAUCUUCUUGUAUCCCCUUAUUGGCGCCAUCUUCGAACACACCUUAUACGGCACAUCAACCAAGGGCCGCAAAAUGACAAGCGACGCUGCCUCUAUGCAGGACGACGCUGUGCGGCUACGCGACUUUACCAAAAUCUACAAGCCCGGUUUCUUUUCCCGCAUCUCUCCGUUUGGCUCCAAGAACCCCGUGGUAGCCGUCGACAAACUGAAUCUCAACGCUGGCCGAGGUCAGAUCGUCUGUCUUUUGGGAGCCAACGGCUCGGGUAAGAGCACCACUUUGGAUGCCAUUGCUGGUCUCCAUAAACUAACAAGUGGCUCCAUCUCCAUUGAUGGUGCCGGUGGCCUGGGUAUCGCGCCGCAAAAGAACGUCUUGUGGGAUGAUCUCAACGUCACGGAGCACUUGCGCAUCUUCAAUCGACUAAAGUCUCCCAAGAACCUUGCUAGCAAGGAAGAAAUUGAUGAGUUGAUAAAGACAAUUGACCUCUGGCCGAAGCGCAAGGCUCUUUCCAAAACACUCUCUGGCGGCCAAAAGCGCAAGCUUCAGCUGGGAAUAAUGUUGACUGGCGGAAGUGCAGUCUGCUGCGUUGACGAAGUCAGCAGCGGCAUCGACCCAUUGUCUCGCCGAAAAUUAUGGGACAUUCUCCUCGCUGAGCGUGGAAAGCGCACCAUGAUCCUCACCACUCACUUCCUUGAUGAAGCUGAUCUGCUUGCUGACCACAUCGCUAUUCUCUCAAAAGGAACUUUGCGAGCGCAGGGCACGUCUGUCGAGCUCAAGGAUAGGUUUGGCGGUGGAUACCGUGUCCAUGUCCACAAGACUGCUACGACGAGAGAGCUGCCGAUUAUGGAAGGCGUCACGAAGAAGGAUGCGUUUGAUCAAGUUACCUACGUCGCCCCGACGUCUGGCCUUGCUGCCGCUGUCAUCAAGAAACUCGAAAGAGCGCAGAUACCCGGGUACCGGUUCUCCGGCCCUACAAUCGAAGACGUUUUCCUGCAAGUGGCCGAGGAAAUCCAGGACGAGGAGGCUUUCCGCACCGGCAGGACGCCGACGGAAAAGCAACGCGACCCCGACAACACGUCCGAGAACACGGCUGAAAGCGAGCAGCAGUCACAGGGUUUACAGCUCAUGGACGGCAAGCAGGUCGGCUAUAUGCGUCAGGCCUUUAUCCUGUUUGCCAAGCGCGUGACUAUUUUGAAACGCAGCUGGCUCAUGUAUGCCCUUGCUCUCGCCAUUCCUAUCCUUGCCGCCGGUCUUACAAGCCUCUUUGUCAGCGGCUCGACGUUGCAAGGUUGUGCCCCCAGCGACCAGGCCUCCAAGGUUGGCACCGAGGACGGAUUCAGCCAGAUUCUCGAUUCGGAUACCAGCGAAACUCUGGCCUUUCUCGCCGGACCAGCCUCCAAGGUGUCCCCGAGCAAUCUCUUACGACUGUUCGAGCCCAUCCUGGCUGGAUCCACUAGUGGCGCGUCUGCUGGGACUAGUUUCUUGAGCAGUCUGAAGCUCGUCGACACGUUUGCUGACUACGACAACUACAUCACCAACAAUCCCGGCAACGUGACCAUGGGCUUUUGGCUCGGUGACGACACCAGCAAGCCGAACUUUGCAUGGGUCGGCAACCUCUUCAUAACCAGUUCCAUUCUUUCGCAGGAGCUCCUCGAUGUGAUGCAGACAAACACGUCCAUUGCGACGACUUGGUCGGCCUUUGACAGGCCCUUCGUCCCGAACAUUGGCUCCGCCCUCCAACUCGUCAUCUACAUGGGCCUUGCGCUCGCCGUGUACCCGGCCUUCUUCUCGCUUUACCCCAGCAGCGAGCGCCGGCGCUUCGUGCGGGCCCUGCAGUACUCCAACGGUGUUCGGCCGCUGCCCCUCUGGCUGGCGUACCUGUCCUUUGACUUCAUCGUGGUCCUCAUCACCUCCGCGAUUGUCACGGGCAUUUGGGCUGCGUUGUCGAAUGUCUGGUACCAUGUCGGCUACAUCUUUGUCGUCUUUUUCCUGUACGGCAUCUGCUCCAUCAUAGUCUCCUACAUCAUCUCGCUCUUUACCAAGUCGCAGCUGGGCGCGUUUGCUUGGUCGGCCGUGGUGCAGGGUGUCUUCAUGUUGGGCUACCUCAUCGCCUAUGUCUGCAUCCUGACCUAUGUCGACGCGAACAGGCUCGACAACGUUCUGCGCGCGACUUACUUCAUCAUCGCACUCGUCUCCCCCAUCACGUCGGCCGUGCGGUCGCUUUUCAUUGCCUCCAAUCUCUUCUCCAUUGCCUGCGACGGCACUGUUCUCUCGUCCAACCCGCAAGGCCUUCUCUACUACGGCGGUCCUAUCCUCUACCUAACCAUACAAUCCAUAAUCCUGUUCCUCGUUCUGCUCUGGUUGGACAGCGGCUCGCCCUUUUCCUGGCUAAGCCGCAUCUUCUCCCGCAGCCGGCCCGCGACCGACCCCGAGAUCAUGGACCAGGACGUGCUCGACGAGCAGGCGCGCGUCAGCGGGCCCGGCGCGCAGGAUGACGGCCUGCGUGUCGCCCACUUGAUCAAGUCCUUUGGAAAGUAUACUGCCGUCGACAAUGUCAGCUUCGGCAUCAAGCGCGGUGAGGUCUUUGCCCUCCUCGGCCCCAACGGCGCCGGCAAGUCCACUACCAUCUCCGUCAUCCGCGGCGACCUGAAACCUAGCCGCCAUGGCGGCGACGUCUUCAUUGAGGGCGUCUCCGUGACCAAGCACCUGCCCCUCGCUCGCACGCACCUCGGCGUGUGCCCACAGGUCGACGCUCUCGACCAGAUGACGGUCCGCGAGCACCUCGAGUUCUACGCGCGCGUGCGCGGCAUCCCCGACAUCCAGCACAACGUGUCAGCCGUGCUGGUCGCCGUUGGACUCGGCGCCUUUGACGGGCGCAUGGCACACGCCCUGUCCGGCGGCAACAAGCGCAAGCUGAGCCUCGGCAUCGCUCUCAUGGGCAACCCGGCCGUGGUGCUCCUCGAUGAGCCCUCAUCUGGGCUCGACGCCGCCGCCAAGCGCGUCAUGUGGAAGACGCUUGCCGCCACCGCCAAGGGCCGCUCCAUCCUCCUGACCACGCACUCGAUGGAAGAAGCCGACGCGCUCGCCGGGCGCGCCGGCAUCCUCGCCCGCCGCAUGCUCGCACUCGGCACCCCCGACGAGCUGCGCCACCGCUUCGGCGAUCUCGUCCACGUGCACCUCGUCGCCAGCUCGGCGCCGCGGACCACCGAUGCCGAAAUGGACGCCAUCACGGCCUGGGUCCGCAAACACCUGCCUUUGGCCGACGUCGACGGCAGGACGUACCACGGCCAGGUGCGCUUCACGGUGCGGGCGCGCGAUCUCGACAUUACCACCACAGGCCGUCUCCUGCAAGAGGAGAAUGAUGCGGGCCACAUUCCUGACCAAGAAGAUGUUGCCCCAUCGCCGCACGCCAGCGAGUCGGCCGUCGGCAGCCUCGUCGUGCUGCUCGAGGAGAAUAGCAAGCAACUCGGCAUCAGCAACUACAGCGUGGCGCCGACGGGUCUGGACCAGGUGUUCCUGUCCAUUGUUGGGGAGCAUAACGUGCAGGAGGAGAAUUCAUAA
Molecule: messenger RNA, 4839 nt
Organism: Cordyceps militaris CM01
Lineage: Eukaryota; Fungi; Ascomycota; Sordariomycetes; Hypocreales; Cordycipitaceae
Product: ABC transporter
Exons: 1
Coding region: 1-4839 (1612 amino acids)
Biological process (GO): lipid transport; transmembrane transport
Cellular component (GO): membrane; intracellular membrane-bounded organelle
Molecular function (GO): lipid carrier activity; ABC-type transporter activity; ATP hydrolysis activity
Source: RefSeq, a predicted model, not a curated record